Messenger RNA from Oikopleura dioica, 738 nucleotides. NCBI's taxonomy places the organism in Eukaryota, Metazoa, Chordata, Appendicularia, Copelata, Oikopleuridae. The record is from the annotation of a GenBank genome assembly.
AUGACCGGAUCAGAUUUGGAAAACAAACAAUCAGAGGAGAAAGCAACACAAAUCAAAGCAUUCAUUUGCAUGGUCUUCUGUUCCCUUCUGAUGGGUGUAACUGUUAUUUCUAUAGCGGAUUUUGCUAACUCUUUUUGGGAUGACCAAUUUAUUUGCAACGCACCUGAUCCUUAUGUUCUUGAAGAUGGAGUUACACUCGUUCUCAGGGCUCCAGCGUACCCGACAUGCCAGGAAUGCAGCCAGCAACAUGUACCAGGCUCUUCAUCUUCAAGUUCUUCAUCGCAAUCUUCACCUGGGGGUAACUUCGAGAGUGAGUGUGGACCUGGCUGCUACGUGUACCAUGACGACAGGAACUGCCCCUUGACGAUCAAAUCUGAAACGGAACAGAUCACCUACAGGCUCAAAUUCCUCGACGUCGAUCCACUAAAUGAUUGUGGCGAUUAUUUAUCAAUUAUUGGAAGAGAAGAGAAUCUCUGCGGAUACUACUCUAGUAAAUUGGAGAUCGAUACAAUUGCGAAUGAAAUCCAAGUUCUCUGGAACAGCGACUCUAUUCCGAAUGACGAUCAUGAAGGAUUCGAACUCUGGAUCUGGUCUCGAGAUCCGAAUGAACGAUCUUCUGGUCCUGCUUUUGAAAAGAUCCAACCUUCGAAGCUUGCAGAGGAUCGACUUUCAGAAGAAGAAAGAGCGGAUUUGAAAACAGAAGCAGAAAAACGAUUCGAAAAAAUUGUCCGAUACUGA